This is a messenger RNA of Cuscuta campestris, 763 nucleotides long. The record is from the annotation of a GenBank genome assembly. NCBI's taxonomy places the organism in Eukaryota, Viridiplantae, Streptophyta, Magnoliopsida, Solanales, Convolvulaceae.
GCCACCUCCGACGGUUCGACCUCACGCGGACACGGUUCUCGAAGAAGACACUCAGUCUCUUCGUUUCCUACUGUCCCAGAUCAUUUAAUCGGGGACGCUAUGACGGAUGAAGAAUUCAACCAGAUUUAUUCUAGUAGAGGAGACGCGAAUCUCCCCACUUUUGAUAGUCUAUUCGAGGAUGUUGAUGAAGCAGGACUGGAUAAUCUUGACGGGGACGAUGAGCCUACACCGCAAAGCAACGACGUCGACGUGGAGGCAGGUGAUCCCGCGACCUCUCGAGGUCCGGACAAAGAUGUGUUUAAGGAAUAUCAAGGGUUAUACGGUACUGUACAAGAAGAAACAGCACCACCUCUGCCCCCGAAAUCAAAAAAAGGUUUUGCUGGCAUAGUCGGUGGCCUUCUUGCAAAGAAAGGGAAACGUGCCCAGUUUUCGACGAGUUCAAGUGGUACAACAGUAAGCUCGCACAACGAACUUGCUAUGUACCAGGGUGUGCCAUGCGAUUACGAUGNACAAGUGUUGUCCGUCCCAGUAUCAACCGUAGCAGUUGAACGAGAAUUCAGUGCUGGCGGCAACAUUCUAACCGACUACCGAAGUUGUCUUAACGCUGAAUCUCUUGAAACACUGGUUUGCAACCAAGAUUGGCUCUUGGCAAGACGUCGGGCUCAAGAGUCAUCGUACCAACUCGAAUCGGAGCAUUACAUGAAUGCAACCACAGAUGGAAGUCCGAGUUCUGAAGAAUAAGUUAUAAAUUUUUUUUAUGUUA